CAUUCAUUUGUAAGGGCCACAUUUGUUAACCUAAACAAUUUACAAUUGUUUGAGUUCAGAACAUCAACAAACUGUUGGUAACCACUACAUUUUCAUUGCGUCUCCUUGCGACGUUUUAGUAGGAAAUCGGAUGUGAAGGAUUUUUAAUUCUUGAUGAGGAAAACCAGAUAGUGCUCCCAUGUCUAUGAUCGACACCACAUCGCGGCUUGCUUUUAGCAAGGAUUACCGGUUGCCCAAACCGCAGUACCGAUUUGAAGAUGCGGGGGACUACAGGCAGCUUAUGGUGUCAGCUAGGAAAAGAAAUGAGACGGAAGCAAUGCGGAAGUUUUGGAAAUCGCUGAAAGGAUUUAAUCUGAAAGGGCGCGAUCUCCAGCUAGACAUCGUCCCUCGCUACGAGACACCGCAUUUCCCCGCUUCGCCUGGACCGCGUUUUUCCAGUUACAUUACUACUUACGAUCUCCUAGGCCCAACGCCGGCAGAGGGGAGAGCUCAGUCUGCACUAUAUCGCAGAAAUAUCCAAACACCUGUCACUAACAUAGCACGUGACUACAGUCAGUUUACCCGCGCCCCCUCUCGGAACCGCAGACCUCACACAACGUUCAGUGAGAGAGACGCACAGAGUCCGUGGUUCAAAGAAAUACGGAAAGAUGUCCCAGAGCGUGUAGCGUACACUAUGGACAUGGAUCCCGAUUUCGGGAACGAUCGUCUAGCCGCUCUACAACUCCCACCAGCCGUGAAAAGCCGGGAAGUCGUGUAUUAUCCCGCUGAAUAUAGUGGUCGCAAAGAAUUCCACAUUAGUCCCGAAUGGAACUCGGAAAGACCGCAGUGGGGCGGUAUUGCCAGAGAGGGGCACUAUCAGAAACGCAAUGAAGGGCAUUCCCAGCCAAGCACUGGGAAUUUGUAUGGCGCUUACUAUGGCACAGUGGGGCCAGAGAGAUACGACUUUGCUCAAAAUGCUUGGAAGUAGUUAGGAAUUAACAUAUUAAAUGACGGAUACAUUAUUUCUGGACACGUCUUAUGAGAUUUCUGCCAAAGUCAUUUCUAAGACGUUUUCCAUUAUUUAUUUAAUUAUUUAUUUAUUUGUUUAUUUAUAUUUGUGAACAUGUUCAAGUGUCUACGUGCAAAGAAUGUUUUUGCGAAGGUGAUAAAUGUUAUUCUACGCAGAGAUAGAGAGAAAUCUAUAUAGUAUGUAUGAAGUAUUUUUUACAGUAUUAAUUCAAAUUUUUAUAUGACAAUGGAUAAAUCAUUAAUGUGUUUUAUUGAUACAAAAACGCAUUCCACCACAUUGAUUAUUUUAAUAUUUGUUUGCGUAUUUGAUGAUAAGGUAUAUAUGAUGUGAUAUUGUUGUUGUUGAUAUUAUUGCUAUUUAUAUUUGUGCUAUUUAUAACUUGUUGUUUAAAUCUCCAUUGUGUAGUUGGCAUUUAAUUCAGGUAAUCUUGGUUGGCCUCAGGACAUUUAAGAAAGGGGGACAAAAUAAUUUUUUACAACCAUCCCUGUAUUGAUAUGUAACGAGAAGUGUAUCAUUCAAUGGAGAUCUGUAUGUUUUUGUCAGUCUGUGUUUAUUUGUAGCUAAUUCCAUUUUAGAUCGAGUACAGCAAAGGUUUGUCAGUCGUAGCUUGUAGAGGGGUAGGGGCCGGCAUUGGAAUAUUGGAAAUAAAAAUUGUGCAAUUUAGCGCAAUUUAGCUAGUAAUUGGAACCUGCUUUUUUAGGCUCCACUGACAUUUUUUCUAUGUUCUGUGAGGCCAUUUAUUUCUGAUUCAUCAAUAAUUUAUUUCAUUUACGACUAAAAUUAUAUGUAACAUUUUUCUAUAUUAA
Molecule: messenger RNA, 1815 nt
Organism: Lingula anatina
Lineage: Eukaryota; Metazoa; Brachiopoda; Lingulata; Lingulida; Lingulidae
Source: RefSeq, a predicted model, not a curated record